Messenger RNA from Pseudogymnoascus verrucosus, 1299 nucleotides. RefSeq lists its product as uncharacterized. The transcript is spliced from 2 exons. Lineage: Eukaryota; Fungi; Ascomycota; Leotiomycetes; Thelebolales; Thelebolaceae. The coding region runs from base 126 to 1154 and encodes 342 amino acids. The record is from RefSeq and is a predicted model, not a curated record.
CUGAGCUGUAUUCUGCUUGUUUUGUUUACUAUAUAUCUCUUCUGUGAUACAAUCCCCUCGCGAUUGUUCGGUGAGACAUCAAGUAGAUCCUAGGUUCCUGAAGCCUGCCAAAUCAGAUUACAGCCAUGAAGGGACUACAAUGCAUUGCAAUCCUCGGCCUAGGCCUGUUCGGUCUUGUCUCCGCCACCUCCAAUGACUCUAUCAAGGAGCGCGAUAUCCCAUUCGACCUGAAUGGUUCUAAGUUUGUCUAUCCCUGGCCCGUGAAGCUCUAUCAAUUCGAGACGCAAAGAAAACAGAGGCUCGAGAUGGCCUUCAUGGACGUUGCGCCAACGGGUCCACCUAAUGGCAAGACCGCCGUGCUCCUGCAUGGCAAAAACUUCUGUGGACCAACUUGGAAGGAGACCGCGGACAAGCUUACUGCAGCUGGCUAUCGCGUCAUUCUCCCUGACCAGAUUGGCUUCUGCAAAUCAUCCAAGCCAAAAACGUACCAAUUCAGUCUGCAGCAGUUCGCAAUGAACACAUUAGGUCUGCUGAAAACCCUCGGCAUCGAUAAGGUUACUCUCAUCGGCCAUUCAAUGGGCGGCAUGCUCGCCACGCGCUUUUCCUUGAUGUAUCCUAGCAACGUGACGGAGUUGGUUCUGACGAAUCCUAUCGGUCUCGAGGACUGGAAAGCUCUUGGCGUACCAUAUAUCAACACUGACAUCUCGUGGGCCAACGAGCAAGCAAGCACCUAUAACUCUAUCCGCGGCUACGAACAGGCUACCUACUACGUGGGAACCUGGGCUCCAGCCUACGACACCUGGGUGAAUAUGCUUGUCGGAAUUUACUCGGGAUCCAAAGGCAUUGAUUACGCCUGGAACCAGGCUCUUGUUGUUGACAUGGUUCUCACACAGCCAGUCGUUUAUGAGUUUCAUCUCUUGAAGCCAAAGACGCUCCUGCUCAUUGGUGCCAAGGAUAACACCGCCAUUGGGGCUCAGUGGUCUCCCCCGGCAGUUCAGGCAAUACUAGGCCACUACGAUGUACUUGGUCCACAGGUUGCUGCGAUGAUUCCCAACGGAAAAUUAAUUGCGUUUCCCGACCUUGGCCACGCGCCACAGAUUCAAGCCCCAGAUAGGUAUCACGAAGCACUCAUGGGAUGGCUAAAAACCGCAUAAUGGACAAGAUGCGACGCCUGUUGUUUACAGAGCUUGGUGUUGCUGGGUUUUAGAUGUUUGCAAUGUAAAUAAAUCAGAUAAACUUCUUAGUCAAAUCAGACAGUCUCCCCCAGAGGAUACAUAGUACCCACGUAUUUUUCCCCGG